Molecule: messenger RNA, 1242 nt
Organism: Closterium sp. NIES-65
Lineage: Eukaryota; Viridiplantae; Streptophyta; Zygnematophyceae; Desmidiales; Closteriaceae
Source: the annotation of a GenBank genome assembly
AUGGCUUAUAUCCCCGUCCUCUCCUCUCUCCCCGCCUCCCCUGUACGUGGAACUAUAGCUUCUUCUUCCUCUCCUCUCAAACAAGUACUCUCAGUUGCCUCUUCCUCUCUCUCUGCUCUCCGCAUCCCUUUAUCACCCCGGCCCCUGGUCCUCUCUCUCCCUCCCCCCCCUACCCUCGCCCCACCCCACAGCACCUACUUCCUCUCUCUCCCUGCUCUAACCUGCCCCCAACCCAACCCCAUGCCACCUCCCCCAUUCUCCCCCCACCCAUUCCUCUCCCUCCUCUCUCUCUCUCCCCCCAAAGGCUGCGGUGAGAGCAGCAUCACGAGUGCUGGAGCUCACUCAAGGCAAGCGGGUCGACACAAAGCAGCAUCACGAGUGCUGGAGCUCACUCAGGGCAAGCGGGUCGACACAACCGUGCUAGAGGGGCUGAUAGGGGUGGUGGAGAGGAAUAGGAGAGGCGGGAAAGGGGAGGAGGAGGAGAACAGCGGAGAUGGCGAGGGAGGGAGAAGGGGAGAGGAGGGUGAAGGUGAGGGUGGUGGGGAGGGGUUGGAGGGGAGAGAUGGGGAUGGUGGUGAGAUUGAUGAUUUGAUGAUGAGUUUACAGCCGUUGGAUCUGGGCAAGAUGGCAGGGGGAGAGGAGGCGGUGGGCGGGGAGGGUGGAGGAGAGGGUGGAGGAGAGGGGAAUGGUGUGCCAGAAACGAAUGGUGCUUAUAAGGAGGAUGGAGGGACGCAAGCAGGGAGUGGCGGUCCCAUGAACGAAAGGGAGGCCGCCAGGCUUGAAACCGAGCUGAGGAAGCUUCUGGGAAAGGCAGUGGCGUCAGGAGCAGGAGUGCCGGAGAUUUACCGCCUGCAAGGAACCUUCCUGGAAGCCGUGGGCGAUGCUGACGUGGCAGCGGAGGCCUUCCUGCGCCACGUGCGCUCGCUGCAGUCUGCCAGCUGGCAGCACGGCGAGCCAGAUGCGUUCCGCCAGCUGACACGGGCGGCGCUGAGGUGGACGGUGGCAGUGGUGCGAGGGGUGGCUGGGGAAGAGGGGAUGGAGGAAGUGAAGAGGGAAGGAGUGGAGGAGAGAGAAGGGGAGGGAGUGAGAGUGAGUGGUGCUGGCAAAAGGAGGUUGGCAUCGGUGCGCAUGCUUCUAAGCAACAUCUUGAAGCAGGGAGACCAUUUUUCUGAUGUUGGGGAGUUUGGAGAGUUGAAAGCAGCUUUGGGGGCAGUUAGCACUAUGGAAGCUAGAGGGGAAUAG